ACCUACAUAUGUAGGUAUUUAAGUAACUGUAAAAGUUGUUUUACUUUCUUAUCUACUUUUGAUACAAACAUGGCUGGUGAUUCUAGAGGCUAUGUGGCCGCCUUGGACAUUGGAACGACCAAAAUAAAAUGUAAAAUUUUGAAUAUUUCAUUGGAAGCUGUUGGAUCUGCUUACAAAAACGUGACUUUACAUUACCCAAAACCUGGUUAUGUGGAAAUCAGUCCAGAUGAAUUGUGGCGAGAUGUAAUAUCUGUUAUAAAGGAUGCUAUGUCAGCUGGAAAUAUAAACAUUUUUGAUGUAAAAUCCCUUGGUAUAUCGGUCCAAAGAGCCAGUUUUAUUACGUGGAGCAAAUCCAGUGGAAAGCCUUUCCAUGAUUUUAUUACAUGGAAAGAUCUGAGAACGAAAAAUUUUGCUAAAGUUGUCAAUAAAUAUUGGAGCGUUAGGAUUCUAAAAUUAGGAGCAGCAAUAGGUCACUUCUUUACCAGAAAUGACAGACUUUUUGCAGCCAGCAAUUUAAAAUUUGUUAGCAGAGAUGCUUCAGUUCGUUUAUCAUGGAUGCUAUCCAACAUUAAGGAGCUCAAUGAAGCCUUAUUAAAGGACGACGUACUAUUUGGUACCAUGGACACUUGGUUGGUAUACAAACUUACAAACGGCAAAAAACACGUAACCGACAUAAGUAACGCUAGCGCGACUUGUUUGUACGAUCCUUUUCUAUUGCAAUGGGGUUUAAUGACAAAUUUACUGAGGAUUCCAAAAAGUAUCCUGCCUGAGGUGGUUGCAAACAAUUAUAACUUUGGAGAAAUUGAGAAGGAUAUUUUUGGGGCUCCUAUCAAAAUUGGAUGCAUAAUUUCUGACCAGUCAUCUUCCAUGUUGGGCGCAUGUUGUUUUAACAAAAACGACCUUAAAGUAACUUUAGGAACGGGCGCAUUUUUAAAUUUAAAUACGGGUAAUUCCAUACAGGGUAGUAAAAGUGGAUUGUAUCCAUUGGUUGGGUGGAACAUGGAUAAGGAAAUUGUUUACUUGUCAGAAGUUGCUUGUAAUGAUUCAGGAUCGCUAAUUGAAUGGGCUCUUCAGUCAGGAUUCAUAAAUUCGGUUCGAGAAAUACCGGAAAUGAUUAACAAAACCACAAGUAAUGAUGGAGUAUAUUUUAUUGCAGCUUUUAGUGGACUUGGGCCCCCUGUAAAUGAUGACAACGCCGGCUCUGGCUUUAUAGGCAUUAAACCUACUACAAGAAAAGAGCAUAUGGUUAGAGCAAUCAUGGAAAGCAUAAUUUUUAGGGUGGCUCUAACCAUAAAUCUUUUAAUUAAUGAAACUCAAACUGACUAUAGAAGAAUGAGAAUCGAUGGUGGAGUAUCCAACAGCGAUUUUGUAUGCCAAAUGUUGGCUGAUAUAACAGGACUAAGCAUAGAAAGACUUGACAUGGCCGAUUUAUCAAUUAUUGGGGCUGGUUAUCUAGCUGGAAUUUCAUCUGGUAUAUGGAAAAAUAAACGCGAUUUAAAAAACCAAAUUAGCGUAGAACAAACGUUCUACCCUUCAACAGAUAAAAUUAACAAUGAACAAUGCAAAAACGAGAUGAAUAAAUGGCUUAGGGCCGCCCAAAGAUUUAAAGCCUGGCACACCGAAUAAAAUACUUAUUUAAUUUUAAAGCGUUUUUAAAUAUAGUUGUUAACCUAU
Brassicogethes aeneus is the source of this 1674-nucleotide messenger RNA. The record is from the annotation of a GenBank genome assembly. Lineage: Eukaryota; Metazoa; Arthropoda; Insecta; Coleoptera; Nitidulidae.